Messenger RNA from Saprolegnia diclina VS20, 363 nucleotides. RefSeq lists its product as hypothetical. NCBI's taxonomy places the organism in Eukaryota, Oomycota, Saprolegniomycetes, Saprolegniales, Saprolegniaceae. The record is from RefSeq and is a predicted model, not a curated record. The transcript has 3 exons. Bases 1 to 363 code for a protein of 120 amino acids.
AUGAAGAAGUGCAUCGUGCUCGUCUCCAACCAGAGCUUCUCGGCCGAAAACAAGAGCAACACCUCGUCGCUCAACGCUCUUCUCGACGCCAAGAAGAUCAAGCGCGUCGAGGUCGACGGGUCGGCCGAGGACAUGGUCGACCGGCGGAACACGCUCUUUGGCAUCAGCGGAGUCCGGGGCUCGUACCCGCAGGUCUUCCUUGUGGACGAAGGCGAGACCACGCCCCGCUUCAUUGGCCUCUUUGAUGCGAUCCAGCACAUGAACGAAAUGAACGACCUGCCCACGGACAUCAUUGAGCAAAACAACAUCCUGACCUUCGACGCUGUCUUUGCGGGUACGUCGCCGCGUCUCGAUCCUCCGUGA